Tripterygium wilfordii is the source of this 543-nucleotide messenger RNA. RefSeq lists its product as uncharacterized. Bases 1 to 543 code for a protein of 180 amino acids. NCBI's taxonomy places the organism in Eukaryota, Viridiplantae, Streptophyta, Magnoliopsida, Celastrales, Celastraceae. The record is from RefSeq and is a predicted model, not a curated record. The transcript is spliced from 4 exons.
AUGGAUAAUCUUCAGUUUUGGGCAGAAAGUAUAAGAUUGUCCAGUAAAUCCAUAUCGAGUGAGGAGGAUUUUCUCCAAAAUGAAAUACCAACAAUACAUACAGGGAGAGAGGAAAGACUCGACUUAGAUUUUGAGGCACAACAUGAAAUUGUAGCAAAAGAUGAAGGUGAAUUUCAGAUUGAUAUUACUGAAGAAUUUUCCACUGAUAUGAUAUUUAAUUCUCGAGAAUCACUAAUCGAAUGGGUUCAAACUCUUGGACGUAAUCUUGGAUUUGUAAUUAUUAUAAGGUCGGAAAUUGGAGGAUUUGGAAAGCGACACAAAUUAAUUUUACAAUGUGAGCAUAGUGGUCACUACGUACCAAAAAGAAAGCCUACAAAAGUUACUGGAUCAAAGCGAUGUGGCUGUCCAUUUACACUUAAGGGGAUUAAAUUGAAGACAGAUGAUGACUGGAUGGUCUCGGAUUCUAUUCCGUCUAUUAGAGCAACCACAAUAGUGGUUUUUUUGUUGGGACAGCCAAAUGUAUUGGAAGACGUGUUUUGCUGA